AUGAAGUUCAACGUCGUCAGCCUCGUUUCCAUUGCAGCCUGGGUGCCGCUCGCAGCAAGUCAGUUCUCCUGCCACUGCCAAAUCUCCAACAACGGCAACGCAGUCAUUGCCGCCAUCAGACUCUGCGAUGCCGUCGGCGGAACUAUCUGCUACAACUCUGCCGGCAACUACAAUGUCUGUAAGACGUCAAGCCAGUGGACCGAGCAGCAGUGCAGGGACACGUUCCAGGGCAUCAACCAGCCGAAUGAGAGAUUCAGGGCCGUUUGCACUGCUUACAACGGUGCUGGGUGCCCGGCUUGA
This is a messenger RNA of Colletotrichum acutatum, 300 nucleotides long. RefSeq lists its product as uncharacterized. NCBI's taxonomy places the organism in Eukaryota, Fungi, Ascomycota, Sordariomycetes, Glomerellales, Glomerellaceae. The record is from RefSeq and is a predicted model, not a curated record. The coding region runs from base 1 to 300 and encodes 99 amino acids. The transcript is spliced from 3 exons.